UCUUUUUAUUUCUCAGGCUCCUUAAGAUAGCAGUCUCCAGUGUCUGUCUCCACAUACACACAUGUAUUCUAGUGUGUGCUGACUGCCCUACAGUUCCUGCAAGUAGCAUCAGAGAGGGAGUCACAGCUAACUGCAGCGCUCUCCUCUGUCAUUGUUUACUUUCACAGGCAUCUAAAGAGCUGCCACUGGCUUUCUCUCUGCCAGGUGUUCACAUUCUAGGCUCACUGCCUCCUCUGGCAUUUGUUGAAUCUGGAAAUCUCACACAGGGUCGUAGCACUAAAGAGCUGGACAAGAUGGCUCAGGUGUGCACCGGCACCGACAUGGAGCAACCUUUUGUCAAGCCACUCUUCUGCCGCAAAGGAGCUCUCAGGCAAAAACUAGUGCAUGAGGUCAAGAGUCACAAGUUCACUGCCAGAUUCUUCAAGCAACCGACCUUCUGCAGCCACUGCACGGAUUUCAUUUGGGGGAUUGGAAAACAAGGAUUCCAGUGCCAGGUUUGCAGCUUUGUAGUUCAUAAAAGAUGCCAUGAAUUUGUCACCUUUGAAUGCCCUGGUGCCGGUAAAGGACCACAAGCAGACGAUCCACGUAGCCGACACAAGUUCAAAGUUCACAGCUACAGCAGCCCCACCUUCUGCGAUCAUUGUGGUUCUCUUCUUUAUGGGAUGGUUCACCAGGGAAUGAAAUGUGCUUGCUGUGAAAUGAAUGUACACAAACGCUGUGUCCAGAGCGUGCCAAGUUUAUGUGGGGUGGACCAUACUGAGCGCAGAGGUCGGAUGCAAAUAAAGAUUGAGGCAAUUAAUGAUGAAGAGUUUCAGGUAACAGUAUGUGAAGCUCGGAAUCUUAUUCCUAUGGAUCCCAAUGGCUUGUCAGACCCGUAUGUGAAGCUGAAGCUCAUACCAGACCCAAAGAACAUGACUAAACAGAAAACCAAGACCGUCAAGUCUACACUUAACCCAAUUUGGAAUGAAGCCUUUAUCUUCUUCCUAAGCUCUCUAAAAUUAGGGGAUGGAGACAGACGUCUCUCUGUGGAAAUCUGGGACUGGGACCGUACAUCGAGAAAUGACUUCAUGGGCUCCAUGUCCUUUGGUGUCUCGGAAAUUAUGAAGAAUGCUGUUGAUGGCUGGUACAGGCUAUUGAACCAAGAAGAAGGCGAGUAUUACAAUGUGCCCAUAACUGAUGACCCAGAUGACUUUGGACUUCGGCUAAAGUUUGAGGCAUGCAAUUUCCCACUUGAACUUUAUGAGAAAGUUAGACGAGGUCCUGCCCCAAGUCCGAGCCCCACAGACUCUAAACGUGUGAGCUUUUUUGGCACAAGUCGCUUCCACAUCUCUGAUUUCAAUUUCCUCAUGGUACUUGGCAAAGGAAGUUUUGGAAAGGUCAUGUUGGCCGAGAGACGUGGUUCUGAGGAACUCUAUGCCAUCAAAAUUCUCAAGAAGGACGUAAUUAUACAGGAUGAUGAUGUGGAGUGUACCAUGGUGGAGAAACGUGUGUUGGCCUUGUCUGAUAGGCCCCAUUUCCUGACACAGCUUCAUUCUACAUUUCAGACUGUGGAUCGCCUUUAUUUUGUAAUGGAAUAUGUGAAUGGUGGGGACCUGAUGUAUCACAUCCAACAGGUUGGCAAGUUCAAGGAGCCCCAUGCCAUGUUUUAUGCUGCUGAGAUUGCCAUUGGUCUUUUCUUCCUCCACAACAAGGGAAUCAUCUACAGAGACCUGAAGCUGGACAAUGUUAUGCUGGACGCUGAAGGACACAUUAAAAUUACCGACUUUGGAAUGUGUAAAGAGAACAUUUUUAGUGGAGCUACUACUCGCACUUUCUGUGGAACUCCAGACUACAUCGCUCCAGAGAUUAUUGCAUAUCAGCCUUAUGGAAAAUCUGUUGACUGGUGGUCCUAUGGAGUCUUGCUGUAUGAAAUGCUUGCAGGACAGCCUCCAUUUGAUGGCGAAGAUGAAGAUGAGCUUUUCCAGUCCAUUAUGGAGCAGACCGUAUCUUAUCCCAAAUCUAUGUCCAGAGAGGCUGUCUCCAUAUGCAAAGGGCUGCUUACGAAACAUCCACUGAAACGCCUUGGUUCAGGCUGUGAUGGGGAACGUGAUAUACGCGACCAUGCCUUUUUCCGCUGGAUAGACUGGGAGCGUUUAGAACGUCUGGAAAUCCAACCACCCUUCAAACCACGUCCUUGCGGGAAAAGUGGAGAAAACUUUGACAAAUUCUUCACCCGAGCUGCUCCGGUUCUGACACCACCUGAUCAAAUGGUCUUAGCUGGCAUCGAUCAGAGUGAAUUUGCUGGGUUCACCUUCAUCAAUCCAGAGUUCGUUCACAGCAAUCCACAUAGCCCAGUGCCCAUAUCCCUGGUGUGACCUCUCCGCGUGUACCACAAGGAGCAGAUGGCUUUCUCUUGAAGCUCCCGUCCUUUGGCCAGCAUGGUAUACUCCUUGAUUAUGGCUUUCAUGGCAAUAUAUGCCCAUCUUCUUUCCUCCUUCCCUCCCUGCAUCUUGGAAAAGCACUCUGUGUUGUAACGUGCUCUGUGAGGGGCAAGGAUGCAAUAGUGAAUCCAUUCCUUCUGGGACCUCACACUGAUCUGGCAUUUCACUCUGUUCAGACCAUGUGAAACGCUGAUAAAUUUUUAAUUGUGUUCAUUUUUCCUCUGGGUUAUUCAGCAUCUCAAGAUAUUGUGAUACAGAAUCAAGCUCAUGUUGUGUCACCUGCAAUCAAGUGAGAAUUUAGAGUCACAUGCAGGAACCUGGAGAAGACAUGCACCUAUUGGUAAAGUUGGACCCUGACCAUGGAUGUUGAGUCUACAUAAUGAUCGCCUAGGAUUAUGCUUUGUUGAUGUGCAUCAUACUUGAAUUAAAACUCAGACAGACAUUAAGGAUCCAAUGUAAUUUUUGCAACCACCCCCCACAUCCAUCCCUUGGAAUGGACUGCACACUGCCUGCACCCCCGCCCCAAACUGAAUUUAGCACUGGCAUGCAUGGCCCUUUAAUAUACUUGUAUGUGUACAAUAUAUCU
Molecule: messenger RNA, 3006 nt
Organism: Nanorana parkeri
Lineage: Eukaryota; Metazoa; Chordata; Amphibia; Anura; Dicroglossidae
Gene: PRKCG
Product: protein kinase C gamma
Exons: 18
Coding region: 294-2354 (686 amino acids)
Biological process (GO): protein phosphorylation
Molecular function (GO): ATP binding; diacylglycerol-dependent serine/threonine kinase activity; zinc ion binding
Source: RefSeq, a predicted model, not a curated record